AUGUCUAUAAAUUCUGCCUUAAAGCUGAAAUUGGACGAACUUUUCCUGAGAUGGAUAACGGAUAGAGCGACGCAGAAAGUUCUUCGGGAAAAUCUUAUACAGGUAAAAUCUCAGCAACCUAUUGAAGCAAUGCUGGCAAUGCCCAGUGGCAUAGUAGUUGGACCAAUGUCUGCGUCUUUGUAUGGAUAUUUUUAUGGGCCAGCUCAGUGUGAGUCACCAGUGCCAAAUCUCGAAGGUUCAUGUCACACUGCACUGACGAGCAUCAACCAUCACAGUUAUAUAACGUCUCCACGACCGAACACUCCUCCAUACUUUCCACAGCCUCCUUACUCGAAAAUGUGCAGUCCUCGAUCUCCUCGCCGUCAUUUGUCGACCCCGAGUAAUAUUUCUGUUCAAGCUGUGAAAGGAUCUGGUGAAUCACGAACAAAUGAUAUAACGCAUACAAAUAAUAAAGCUAAAAAAGAAAAUGGAGUAAUCACUAUUCGUUCAAAAACUCUAUCGAACACUGAUAGUCAAGAUAGUGAAACAAAACUUUCUCGUGGCAACACUACAACUAUUGCUACUGCUGCUACCACGAAUAGACUACUCACAAAUCAUGAUACAGAUGAAGAAGAUAUAAAUAAAGUUAAAACAAAUAAAAUUGUUUCUAUUAGAACAAAUGAUCGUAAUGGAUCAAAGCUUAAUAAUAAUACUACUACUACUUCAGUGACACCUACAUCAGACUACAACUAUCCUAGUGAAAAUAAUAAACAAGGCGUAGAUAUAGCUUCACGUCAACAGUCUCGUGAAAGCAAUAAACAUCGUAUUCAUUCUUCACAAUCACAAAACCUCAUACAUUCAGGUGCAGGAGGUGAAGCUAUAGGCGAUACAACAUCACCGAUAACUAAGUCUAAUGUAUCUAAUCGAACAGAUAAUCUGCGUUCAGUACCUUCAGAUUCUAUCCCAUGUACACAGAAUAAACUAUCUACCACUGCUGCUACUAUUACUACUACUAAUACCACCACUACCACUCUUCCUUCUGCCACCGUUUUGCGUAAAGCUUUACCAUCCUUUCAUUUCCCUCUUGGUACUACUCGUAUGUCUAGUGAAGAAAUCAAUGCAGAAUUGGAACGUAUUAAACGUGAAAUUAAUCAAUUUGUUGAUCCAUCACUCAGUACAGGAAAACAUUCUGAACAGUUAAUUCCUUAUUCAAACUUUGGACAAGUGGCAAAACUGCUAAACUGUCCACUCUACUGGAAACACGCUAUUUAUAUGAAUGCUGGUGGUACACCUGAUCGACAACCGGUAUCCUCAGCAAACUUAUUGAAAACAUGGUCACAUACAUUAAAUACUUGUCCAGAUGAAGCUUCGAAAUUUGUUCAUUUACUUACACGUGGACGUGCCACUUUCCUAAUACAAUCAGAUUUUAAUUCACUUAUUCAGGAUAUCUUAGAAAGUCAUCCUGGUUUAGCUUUCUUAGGUGUAGCUAAAGAUUUCCAUUCACGAUAUGUAGCGACUGUUGUAGCACGUAUCUUUUUCAAUGUAAAUAUUUCAUGGUCUGGUCGUAUAUCAUUGGGUGAAUUAAGACGAAGUAAUUUCCUAUCUGUAUUAGCCAGUCUUGAAGUUGAAGACGACAUUAAUUUGGUGACUCAAUACUUUUCAUAUGAACACUUCUAUGUUAUUUAUUGUAAAUUUUGGGAAUUAGAUGAAGAUCAUGAUUUAAUUAUAAGUCGUGGGGAUUUAGCACGACAUAAUAAUUAUGCUAUAUCGGAGCGUAUGAUUGACCGCAUAUUCAGUGGAGCUGUAACAAGAGUAGCCUAA
Trichobilharzia regenti is the source of this 1800-nucleotide messenger RNA. Lineage: Eukaryota; Metazoa; Platyhelminthes; Trematoda; Strigeidida; Schistosomatidae. The record is from the annotation of a GenBank genome assembly.